This is a messenger RNA of Diaporthe amygdali, 372 nucleotides long. RefSeq lists its product as uncharacterized. The record is from RefSeq and is a predicted model, not a curated record. The transcript has 3 exons. NCBI's taxonomy places the organism in Eukaryota, Fungi, Ascomycota, Sordariomycetes, Diaporthales, Diaporthaceae. Bases 1 to 372 code for a protein of 123 amino acids.
AUGCAAUUGACUCUUAUCACCUCCCUCGUCGCGGCCACUCUGGCUGGUUCAGCUGCUGCAAUCAACGUCAAGUAUUGCAGCGAGACAGCCCUGAACGGCAAUUGCAAGGAAGUCACUCUUGUCAAUGGCGUGUGCCAGAACGUCGAUUUGGACGAAAACGACCAGACUCACUCAGCCCAAAUUGAUGGCGGCCACUGUGUCUUUUGGGCGCAGGACGACUGCAACGGAGACCACACUGACAUGAGGGAUGGGUAUAUUGAGGACUUCCAUCAUGUCUGCAAAGACAGCGACAAUUGGCAGAAAAAGAUCUCGUCCUUCGCGUGCUGUGACACCGAUAAGUGGUGCGCUGGGGACAACCCUACGUGCACUUAA